AUGGAGAAAGACAGGUUGAUACAAUUGUGGAUGGCAAACGGUUUUAUUCCAUCUAAAGAACAAACGACAUUACAUAAUAUGGGCCAUGGGAUUUUCUGGGACUUGGUUUGGAGGUCCUUCUUACAAGAUGUGGAAGAGAAAAACGAUGGAACAAUAUUAUGUAAAAUGCAUGAUCUUAUGCAUGAUCUUGCACAAUCUAUUAUGAGAUAUGAAUGCUCUAUUGUGGAGCCUCACGAGGCGACGAAAAUUCCAGAUAAAAUUCGUCACUUGUCUUUUAAUAUUGGCUUUGGAAAGAUGGCUCCUUGGAAUGAGAUUGUAUUUGAAGUCCCAUCUUUGCAGUCUGUCUUUCUAUUUUCCAAGGACAAUAUUGCUUCACCUUGCAUUUCAAAACAAAAGUAUCUUAGAGUGUUGGAUUUUGGUAAAAAUGUUGAUGAGAAGUUGUCAAUGUCAAUUUCCAAUUUCAACCAUCUUAGGUAUUUGGACAUGUCGUACUCUAAUAUGGAAAUUCUACCGGAAUCAAUAAGUAAUCUCCAAAACCUGCAGACCCUAAAGCUAAGACAUUCUGCACUUCGUAAGUUGCCCAAACACAUGAAGCACAUGAGAAAUCUCACUUACUUGGACAUCACAGGGUGUAAUUUUCUUACUUCAAUGCCAGAUAAAAUGGGACAAUUAACUUGCCUACAAAGACUAAGCAUGUUCAUUGUAGGCCAAGAUGAGGGUUACCAAAUUGGUGAGUUAAAAGAAUUAAAUCUUGGGGGUACGUUGAGCAUAAAGAGACUCGAGAACAAGUUGAGCAUAAAUUUCUUCCAAGGUUCAAAGUUUCCAGAUUGGAUGUUGGGUUUGGUUCUUAAAAAACUGGUUGAAAUCUCUUUAAUAGAUUGUGAAAGAUGUGAACAUCUUCCUCCUCUUGGCAAACUACAAUCCCUAAAAAUUCUUGAGAUCAAACGCAUGUGUUCUCUUAAGUACUUCAACCAUGGGGAUUAUGGAGAUGGGGAAAGAUCAUUUCCUGCAUUGAAGACUCUCGAGUUCUAUGAAAUGCCAAGCUUGGAGGAAUGGGCAAUAGUGGAUAGAGGAGAAAUUUGCCCUUGCCUACAGGAGUUAGUGAUAUCUGGAUGCCCCAAAUUGACUAAAUUGCCUUUUCUUCCAGCACUUGAGAGCUUAACAAUUGAGGGAGGCAAUGAAAUGUUAUUUAGGUCCGUGAUUAAUCUUACUUCAAUUUCCGUUUUUCGGAUA
Messenger RNA from Camellia sinensis, 1233 nucleotides. Lineage: Eukaryota; Viridiplantae; Streptophyta; Magnoliopsida; Ericales; Theaceae. The record is from RefSeq and is a predicted model, not a curated record.